CAAUACAACAACAACCUUUCUUAGUUCAAUACAAACGAAUCCAUCUUCUUUGCUCCCGUCAACGCCUGCCCCCAUAAUGGCCACCGUGAUCGUCUUCGGCCCAACAGGCAACAACGGCUCCGUCGCCGCCCAAACCGCCCACCAAAAUGGCGCCAAAGUCUGGCUCGCCAUGCGCGACCCUUCCAAAGCCAUCCCAGGCCUGACCCCCGAGGCCGAGAAAGCCGGCAACUACUCGCGCGUCCAGGCCGACCUGAGCAAGCCCGACACCGUCGCCGCCGCCGUCAAGACCGCGGGCGCCACGCGCGCUUUCAUUUACGUCGCCCAGGGCACGAAAGACUAUAUGAAGGGCACCGCCGAAGCGCUUAAAGCCGCCGGCGUUGAAUUCGUCGUGCUGUUAAGCAGCUAUACCAUCGGGUACACUCCACACGCGGACGUGCAGCCGAGCGAGAUUAUCCCGUACGCGCAUGCGCGGCUCGAGGUUACGUUGGAUGAGGUUUACGGGCCAGAUGGGUAUGUGGCAGUGCGUCCCGGGGCGUUUGCUACGAAUUUGUUGCGGCAAAAGGAGGGGAUUCGCGCCGGUGAGGUGAAGAUGUAUGCGCCCGGGUUCAAGAUUGACUGCAUCACGCCCGUGGACAUAGGCGGGGUGAUCGGCACGAUUUUGGCUGAGGGGCCGCCGCGGGAUGGGCAGCGCAAGAUCUUUUUGUAUGGCCCUCAAAUUCUGUCGCAGAAGCAGGGACUGGAGAUUAUUGGCGAGGUGCUAGGCAAGGGAAUCAAGGUUACGGGCGUUGAUGCGGAGGAAGCGUUGGCGCAGUACCUUGCUAAGGGUGCUCCCAAGCCAAUGGCGGAGUAUCUUAUUAGGGCGUUGGGCGACACAGACCCGGAGUUGGAAGAUGGUUCGUGGCUCGCGAAUCACAAGGAGGGCAUCGAGAAUGUGAAGAAGUAUACGGGGAAGCCUGCCACUGGGUUGCGGGUGUGGGUUAAGGCAAACUCGGAGCUCUUCAAGUGAGCCUGGGGACUUGAAGGGAGGGGGCGAAGGAUCCUAUGCAAAGCUGAGAGCACUAAUUAAGAAG
Mytilinidion resinicola is the source of this 1070-nucleotide messenger RNA. RefSeq names its product putative NAD(P)H azoreductase. Bases 77 to 1006 code for a protein of 309 amino acids. The transcript has a single exon. NCBI's taxonomy places the organism in Eukaryota, Fungi, Ascomycota, Dothideomycetes, Mytilinidiales, Mytilinidiaceae. The record is from RefSeq and is a predicted model, not a curated record.